ACUUCUCCCUGUUUCACGCAGCCACCACUUCAAGUUCAGAUCCACCCCCCACCUCCCUCUCACUCCUCUGUUUCUUCCUCUCGGCCUCUCUCCAUAUUUUUUUUCACCUUCUCCUUUCAAUCCCGCCACUCUCUCUGCGUCUCCCUAUUCUUGUAACUGCCACCCACCACCAUAGGCCAAGCCCUCCACCACGACGCCGGUAAGCUUGCCCUCCCCUUCGCUUUCUCUUUCCCUCUAACCCUCCGUUAAUCUCUCUCUCUCUCUCCUCUGUUUCUCUCUCUCUCCACCGUUUGCAUCUCUCCUCCGUUUUGCCGCCAGACUGUGUGCCACCGCCUCCCUCUUUCGGUUUGUCGAUGCCGUUGUCGUGUGCCACCAAGUCGCAGGCCGUCGCUGUUCGUCCUCCGUUUUGCUCAGCCGCGCCAUCUCCCCCGUUGUUUUCAUCCUCUCCAGGUUGCGCCUCCACGCCAGUCGCCACGCCGAUCGCUCAUCCCUUCUCCCCGAUUUCGGUCGCCCCUCUUCACGCCGACUAGGUUUUUUUUCCUCCCCCAGUAGCCCCUUUAAGUCCUGAACCGUGACUAACAUAGGCCAUCGGAGUCAACCUCUUACUGCCAAAGGCAUCGAAAUCAGUCCUAGACUGCGUAUUCUCAGUAUUGAAUUCACCGUAUUCACUGCAACGAAAUUAGGGACCUUAGGUUGUGAGACUAUUAGGGGUCGGACACAAGACUUAGAUAACACGCUACAAGAAUCAGAUGAUGUGAAUGUUUCAGUUGAGGAUCCAGAAUAAGAUGCGAGGACAAGAUUGUUGAGUGACUCGAAGAAUUGAAGUGGAGUAUUGGAGAAAAAGUGAAGGAGAGUGAACAUAUCUGGGUGAAAGAUGCUUCAGAUCCGGCUUAGGCCAUCCUCAGAAGGUGCUGGAGGGGCGAAGCCCUUGCCUGUGGAAACUGUGACAGUCGCAUGCCCUGACCACCUUGUCCUUGCUGAUCUCCCUGUAGCAAAGGGUAUUGGUGCAGCAACUUCCGCUUCCCUUGUCAAGACUGUUGGUCGUAGGUCCCGUCGCCCUCUUGGUGAGAGAGUCCAUUUUUGUGUUCGCUGUGAUUUUCCCAUCUCUAUCUAUGGGCGCCUGAGUCCUUGCGAGCAUGCCUUCUGUCUCGAUUGUGCUAGGAGUGAUUCAAUAUGCUACCUUUGUGAUGAGCGUAUACAGAAGAUUCAGACAAUUAAAAUGAUGGAAGGGAUAUUCAUCUGUGCAGCACCACAUUGUCUCAAGUCUUUUUUGAAGAGGUCUGAUUUUGAAUCUCAUAUCCAGGAGAGCCAUGCUAACCUUCUUCAACCCAAUGCCGAGAAAGAAGAUGGAAAUGAGUCAGAGUCUCAACUUGCUAAACAACCUACUGCUUCGGACCCCACUGCCCGUGGUCCUCCAAGACCAGUAUUUUCUCCUGGUUCAAAUUCCCAACUUCAUGAUCGUGAAGACAGAACUCAUCGACAGCAACCUAGGGAACCGCCGCCUCCAAGGCCAGUCAUACAGCCAAAGCAACCUAGUUUUGGCCAAGUACAAAAUCAUCCCUCAGAGCUGCAACCCGACAACAACCGACCCCAAGGCUUUGACAGGCUGGGCCCCCAAAACCGCUUCCAUCAACAGAUUUUUGACACCCACGCCACCCCACAACAAGAAUCUGGCCAGUUUUCAGACAAACAGCAAGGAAUCCUAUCUGAGAGUCCAUUUCCUGAAUACCCACCCAUGCAUUCCUUUCAGCCAUCUAAUUUUGCCGUGCCAGUUAAUUCAAAUCCAAUGCUAAAUCCUCCUCUCCCUUAUGGAUAUCCUCCUUUCCAGCCUGAGGGAGGCCAACCAUUUUAUGGCACUCCCUAUGAGGUUACGCGGCAGGAUUCAGCAUCAGAAGCAGGAGCAGAACAGGGAUCAUUGUUGGGUUUCCCACCAGUUCAAGCAGGUGGUGUAAAUUUCCCAGCAGCGUAUGCUCAGCCCUGGAAUGCAGGCUUUGUUGGUUUGCCUUUUGAGCAUCAACCUGGUGGUCAAGGCAUUAUAGAUGGUUUCACAAAUGCAUCAGAUUCUCAUGGGAAAGCUGCAUUUCAUCAAGGUGAGUUUGGACGCAGUCCUGGAGGUAUGCCUUCAAAUCCUCCCCCGCCCUUGGCCAGUAAGGGUAUGGAACAAGUGCAGAGUGGCAACUUAAUGGAUCCAAGGGAUGGCAAGGGCAUAUUAGCACCACAGCCCCUGACACUCCCGCCACCGCCUCCACCCCGACCUCAUUCCUCGCAACUUAAAAGAAAGUUCUAUCCCGAUGCUAGCCGUGAUGGACAGGGCUAUGGGUGGCAGCAUGAAAACCGUGAUAGCUAUGGGAGUGGCCAGGAAUAGCAAAUAUGCCGGUUUUCACUUCAGAACCUUUUUACAUUUGAACUCAUUGAAUCAAUCAAUUUAGCCCGUUGUGCCUUUUAUUUGUUCCCGAUAAAGCGUUAGUCGAUCUCAUGCUCUGUGGGUCCAGUUUGUUCGUAUAUUUUGAUUGGAUAUCUUGCGAAUAUCUUCAGCAUAUUCUUUACAGUGCUUCCCCAUAUCACAGACACUCAGAUGUAGUUUGAAUGAAACAUUUGAGAUGUAAAAUUUUCAUAAAAUUUUUGUUUAUUUUUUGGGAAAAA
This is a messenger RNA of Juglans regia (Persian walnut), 2643 nucleotides long. RefSeq names its product E3 ubiquitin-protein ligase HAKAI homolog. Bases 875 to 2365 code for a protein of 496 amino acids. NCBI's taxonomy places the organism in Eukaryota, Viridiplantae, Streptophyta, Magnoliopsida, Fagales, Juglandaceae. The record is from RefSeq and is a predicted model, not a curated record. Gene Ontology annotation, biological process: protein ubiquitination; regulation of cell adhesion. The transcript has 7 exons. Gene Ontology annotation, molecular function: ubiquitin protein ligase activity.